This is a messenger RNA of Symbiodinium sp. CCMP2456, 4179 nucleotides long. Lineage: Eukaryota; Dinophyceae; Suessiales; Symbiodiniaceae. The record is from the annotation of a GenBank genome assembly.
AUGCAAGCAUAUGCAGGUGGAAGACCUAGUCAGUGCAGCUCUGCGGGUCUUGUGUUUUCGCUGUCUGUUCUUAGAAUGCCAUGGCCUGGACAGCGCGGUGCGCAGAAGCGGGCGCCAGGAAUCGAGAAGCUGAGCGCAAGGGACAGCGGCCGAAGAGGAGGGAAGAGCCCGCCUUCGUGGCAGCCUGGGAGGACCGAUUUCGUCAUGUUCUUUCUAUUCGCGCUGCUCCUGGUCACGGUCACCUCCUUUAUCAGCCUGCACAUUGUCCUAGCUGGGGUCGAGAAGGCUUCCGCCCCUACACCGAGGCGACUGAAGAGCUUUGCCAGCCAGCUUCUGGCACGGGCGACUGGGAUGUCAAUCUCCUCCACUACGGCUGCUGGUGGUCUGACAAGCGGGGUCGCCACAGGCCUCCCCCAAGCCUCAUCCAUCGCGCCGGGCAAGGAGAUGGAGGUUCGGACCCUAUCGAACACUGGAAGCUACCAUGUCGGACUUCCGCCGGCGGUUCCGAGGAGGUCAGCUUCUUCACCACAGAGCAGAGGCCAAGAAGAGGCGCGAGACACUGGGAAGAGCCAUGCUGGCCUUCCCAAGGCGAUCGUCAAGAGAGCUUCUCCUGCCCCACCAGGAUCCGAGGCAGCUCGGACGUCUCCAUCCCCGCACGUUGGCCUUCCAAAAGCUGUGCCGAAAAGCCCACAGAGUCCAGUGGCGCAACAAGAGAGAGGCUGCCGCGCCCACUGGGCAGAAGCAUGCUGGCCUCCCACAGGCUGUGCCGAAAAGCGGCAUUCCGGGGAGGCCGAUGCAGGUAGUCCGGAGCGUCCAAGAACGCGCUGGGCUUCCGCAGGCGGUGCCGCAGCUGGGCUUCCAAUCUUCUUGGACGUGCGAGCCAAGCUGGAGGGCCAUUCCCAAGCACAGGCCUUGGAUCUUGCGAUUGGUCAAGCCGAGCAAGCCUUUCGGAGGCUGCUGAACGGCAAGAUUCAGGUGCAGUUCAUGCGGAGCAGGAUCUGCUCCCGCCUUGAGGCUUGGCUCAUGAGUCUGGUGCGGCUUGGACUCUCGAUACUGCCUUCAAAGCAAGGUAUUCAUGACGGGCCGUUUGCCUUGGUCUGGCCGCAAGCCGCCUACCUCCACUUCGGGGUGAAGCGCGUCUGGAGUUUGGGUGAGUACACGCAGUGGGCCGAUCUUUGCGCGGCACUUUGCACCCUCGGCAUCAAGGUGGACCUCUGGCCCUAUGGACGGCAUCACAUUCCUAUGCCAGAUACCUACCGCAAGACCGAUCUCAUCUUCACCGACUACGACGGGGUCCAUGGAGGCAAGUCGAUGGAUGCAAUGCCUCCUUCUGACAAGACCUGGCUCUUGGACACCUUCGGGACCGACGGCACGGUGCUGGAUCACCAGUUCUGGGGACGCAUCCGGCCCCUGACGGACUACCCGCUUCAUCGCUUCCUGACCUUGAUACCAGGCUUCAGCCCUCGAAAUACCUUUCUGGGCGCGGCCACGGUCGCCAGCCGCACAGAGGACUCAGAUGCCGCAAAGGAGCUUCCCCAUCGCAACUGGCAAUGUGUGCUGUGGAGCAAGGUACACCCCUGGCUGAAUGCGUCUUUGGGGUGGCCUACUUACCACCUGUCCCUGCUGCGCGAGUACUCGAAGUACUGCAAGGUGAUUGCUACGAUAGACAAGCAGGAUACCUUCGGGACCGAGAAGAUCUUGAAGUCUUGCUGCCCCGAAAUCGAUAUUCGCAACGUUCAGUCCCCGGCCUCCUUCAAGGAUCUCUUGCAAAGCUCGGCGGUGUACCUGGGUGUAGGCGAGCCGCUGAUAGCACCCUCGUGCUUCGAAGCCUUGAGUGUCGGGACCCAUGCCAGCGACCCAGAAGUUGGGUCCUUGUCCAAGGCAAGCAAAGUGGUUGCUACACAGCCCAUUUUAGCGGACCAUCCUUCCUUGCGGUGGCCGCAAACCGACUUCAGCAUGGUGCCUGCGUUGUCGAUGUGGCUGGCCUUGGCAUGUGAAAUCCUGCUGGUAAGGGCCAUGCCUCGAGAGGGCUCCACUGCAUGCCCACAUUUACAGUUUGCAGACGGCAGGAACUCCACUGAUCCCGGCUAUGGCUGGGGGUGUCGCGCCCAUGAUGUGAAUGGGUCUCAGUAUCCACAGUGCUUGUCUGUCCCGCCGCCGGAAUGGUGUCUGGGCAUGUGGUGUUACGUGGACCCGAAUCGCUGCGCAGUCACCAACCAGGCGAGCGAGCUUACCCCCGACCGGCACUGGAGCUACACCACCUGCGGCUAUCGAGACUUGUUCUCUCUGGCAAACAUCACGGAGAGCAUCCGCGGGCAGACGCUGCGCGUGCUUUUCAUUGGCAACACUGGGGGCUGGAAGGGCAACUACUGCAGCGAGCCGGGUCGGAUCUGUAUCAAUCAGCGUGGACGGGGGCCAACCCAGCGUGUCUUCGACACCCUCACGAACGCUGCUGGCUUCCUCGUGGACGUGCAGCAGGAGGUAGAUCAAGCUGUCCUCGAACAGAUGAGGAGGGUUAGCUCUUCCAACUCCCAGUUCGACUUGUGCACCUGGGCUACGGGCAUGGGAUUCGUUGACAUUUGUGGUUGCUCCAUGGUGAUGCUCCCCAGACGAACAGAUGCCAGCCCCUUCAUCACGAUGUGGACAGAGCCGACCGUGCUGGUGGGCCCAAUCACGGCCGAGCAGGCCAGUGAUGAUUUCCUGUCCUUGAUCGGCCGGGCUUUCAGACCCUUUACUCCAGGACUUUGGGGCAUGGUUCUGGCGAUGGUCUUGUUCAUGUCCACGCUGAUCACCUGCUUUGAGCGGGGUGAAGGGGGCCAGUUCGAGACGUUCAAGAAGUCGGAGACCUUUGGAGAAUCUCUCUGUGCUGCCUUCUCCACCCUGGUGUCUUUUGAAGUGCAAUUCCAGCCGCAGACAGUAGGUGGGCGCACAGUAUCUUUGGGGCUCACCUUCUUUCUGAUCUUGCUGGUCUCUGGCUAUACGGCCACCUUGGCAUCCUUCCUGGUAGUUGAGAAUCGACUGGCCUCGCCCAUCUCCAGCCUCGAUGAUGCCAUCCGGCUGAACUACAAGGUCUGUGCCCACACGUCAGACAGCGGGCUGGUGAUCCUGAGCGGAGUAGCACAGAGCAACGUGGUCGUCCUUGCUUCCAGGGGUGACGUCUUGCCAAGCGUGGGCUCCUCCUGCGACGUGGCCGUGCUGCGGCAAGAGGAUUUCGAAGCAUCCCAGGCUGUCAAUCGGGGAAGCUACUGCGAUCUCGCAAAGAUUGGAGAUCCCAUUUCAACCACUUCGAUUGGGAUGGCCGUCUCCGAUAAGUGGGCACGGGCAUUGCGCUAUGCAAUGACGACAAUAGACCAAGAAGCGCUGGUGCAGGAAGCGCUGAAUGCCUACAGGCCCAGAGACUUCUGCAGUGCCGUGGCUGCAGAGGAAGAAGCCACAGCUGAGCCACCGGCCCUGCAAGUUGUUGGGAUGGCAGGCCCCCUCAUCCUGACCACUCUCAUCGCCAUUCUGGCUGGCUUUCUGCAUGUCUCAAAGGCUUCCAUCGAUAAGCACCGUGGGCGCCGGCAGCAAGGGGCUGGUGUCGCAAGAGCCGAGAACGAGGCCUUGGAGAUCGACAAUGAAAAGCUUUCAGGAGCUGGGAGCAGCCCGCUGGAACAGAAGCAAGGUUCUGGCUCAGCCGUAUCUGUUGCCGUGCUCAGCCGAUCUGUUGCCGUGCAGGUCGAAACCCCACAGAAGGAUCCAAGCCUCGAGGAGCGCGACAACGCCCACAAGCAGCAGGAGACCACGAAACGACCACCACGCCGGGAAAUCACCAGGCAAAACAAGCCCAUCACUCAGAAGUGGACCUCUCAGCAUCCAUUCUUGGAGCAGGUACCGGAGCCCUUCGCAUACACCGUGGAUCCUCUCGACUUCAAGGCUUUAGCCGAGACAUUCCGGAAGAUUCGCGCGGCCUACGACUCUGUCUACGGCCAGGCAGACACCUCGAACACGACGCUUCGGAAGUUCUACACCGUGGGCGAGUAUCCGGGAAGGGAGGUCUACUCCACCGAAGGCUUCCUUGAGCGAGUUGCACGUGUCGUCAACAACACCAGGAGCCUGACACCCGCAGAUUGGGAGUGGGAGCGGCAAGACCACCCCCAGCUGCUUCCUGACAGAGCUUUUCCCAAACGGGCUGCUGGCUAA